This is a messenger RNA of Equus caballus (horse), 6244 nucleotides long. The record is from RefSeq and is a predicted model, not a curated record. NCBI's taxonomy places the organism in Eukaryota, Metazoa, Chordata, Mammalia, Perissodactyla, Equidae.
GGAGGACGAGGAGGAGCAGGCAGCGAAGGGAUGUGUGUGAGGGUGCGGGGAGGCGAGCGCUGACAUUUCUCCUCCGCCCCUGCUGGCCGGCUUGGUGGGGUCUCGGCCCUGCGACCCAGGGAGCCCUCUUGGGCGGGAGUGUUUCCUGAGACGGGUGGCCCCGCGUGGAACAGGCUGUGUCCAUCCAUCUCAUGUGCUGCGUGUUCCCGUAGAGCCUUGUUCCGUGCCGUCCGGCAGAGAGCUCCGUCUCGUCGCCUGUCAGGCCCUGCCCUGCCUCAGCAUGGCCAUCUCAUCGCGCCUCGCCCUGUGGGAGCAGAAGAUCCGGGAAGAGGACAAGAGCCCUCCACCGUCCUCGCCCCCUCCCCUUUUCUCUGUCAUCCCAGGGGGCUUCAUUAGGCAACUGGUCCGAGAGACUGAGAAAGAGUCCAAAGAAGCGAGACGGAGGAAGGAGGCAGAGCUCGCCUCUCCGGAACGAGAGACCCCAGACAUUUCCACCAGCCAACCCAACAGCAAAUCCAACAGUGGCGCCAAAUCUGGAAGCCAACAGAUUCCCCAGGACAGCCAGCCGAGCUCUGCCCAGGACUCAAGCAUUCUGGGCAAGGAGCGCGAGGGGGCCGGCCCCGCGGACCCCAUGCUGAUGACCAGCAUCAACGGCGAGAAACCCCAGGAGUCAGGCCCCGGCGGGACACCGGCCAAAAAACCUGUGCCCUUCAGGAGAGGAAUAAGAAGAGGCGACGUGUUGCUCAUGGUGGCCAAGCUGGACCUGGACGCCGCCAAGCCGGAGCAGAGGGCCCAGCCCCGUGAUGGCCCCACCUGCAAGUCCCCACCGCCAGCCACAGACCCUGGAGGGGAGAAGAAAGGGGAGACCCCAGGGCCUCCUCGUGGCCCCCAGGCCAGCACUGAGGAUGCAGCCCCGAAAGCUGAGAAGACUCAGACUGGGGGUCUUGGGGACCCAGGCCAGAAGGCACAAGGCACAGGGGAGAAAGGGGGCGGGGCCCCCCAGACCAAAGGGCCGAAAGGGGGUGAGGGCAACGAGGGGCCAGGUGAAGGGGGGCAACCACGGACGGCGGAGAAGGGGGCAGGGGACCCCCCAACCGAGAUGGCAAAGGGAAAACUCUCCAAGGAUGCCGGCGGGGAGGGGAGGUGGGCUGGGGCCCAAAUCCAGAUGAGAAGGUGGGGAGGUUCCCUGGGCAGAAGGAGUAAGUGGUACGGUCCCCAGAGUAAGAAGGACAGAGAGGGUGACCUCCUAAGUAAGGCAGAGAAGACAGAUGGACCUCAGAUCAAGACGGAGACGGGCAACGCACAGGGGAAGGUUGGCAAGGUGGGGGAAGCUCCCAGACUGACCGAGAAGGCAGGGGAGCCCCUGGGUGAGAUGGGGAAGGUGGGGCAGCCUCAGGGUGAGGCCGGGGAGGCAGAGAGGGCUGGGAGCAAGACUGAGAAGGGCUGGGAAGCCCCCAAGGAGGCGGACGCACGGGGGGAGACCCCAGCGGCAGCUAGGAACGCGGGCCGGCCAGACAGGAAAGGGCAGAAGGCAGAGGAACCCUGUGCCAGAGUGGACGUUGGGGCCAAAGCUUUGGAGACGCUGCUGGCAGGACCCAGACCCCCCGCUCUGGAGAGCCAGGCAGAGAGGACUCAGACACACAAGGAGAACCAAGAGGGGCCGGCCCUGCAGGAGGGGGGCAAUGGAGGCCAGAGUGGAGCCUCUGACCAGGACCAGGCUCCAGAAGACAGAUGGUACGAGGCCGAGAAAGUCUGGCUGGUCCAGAAGGAUGGAUUCACCCUCGCAACGGUGCUGAAGCCAGACGAGGGAACAGCCGACCUGCCAGCAGGAAGGGUGCGCCUUUGCAUUGAUGCUGACAAAAGCAUCACCGAGGUGGAUGAGGAGCAUGUUCAUCGGGCCAACCCCCCCGAGCUGGACCAGGCCGACGACCUGGCCUCCCUGGUCAGUGUCAACGAGUCGAGUGUCCUGAACACGCUUCGGCACCGCUACGAAGCUGGGCUGCUGCACACCUGGACCGGGCCGGACCUGAUCGUCCUGCAGCCGCGGGGGUCCCCGGCGCCUUCUGCAGGCAAGGUGCCCAGAUGCCGCUGGGACGGCCUGCCCGCCCACGUUGGCUCCCUGGCCCAGCGGGCGUACUGGGCGCUACUGAACGAGCGGAAGGACCAGAGCAUCGUGGCCCUGGGCCGGAGCGGCGCCGGGAAGACCACCUGCUGCGAGCAGGUCCUGGAGCACCUGGUGGGGAUGGCAGGCAGUGUGGAUGGCACGGUCUCAGUGGAGAAGAUUCGAGCUGUCUUCACCGUCCUCCGGGCCUUUGGCUCCGUGUCCACCGGCCACAGCCACAGUGCCACCCGCUUCACCAUGCUGAUGUCGCUGGACUUCAAUGCCACAGGCCGGGUCACGGCCGCUCAGCUGCAGACGAUGCUGCUGGAGAAGAGCCGUGUGGCACGGCAGCCGGAGGGCGAAGGCAAUUUCGAAGUUUUCUCCCAGAUGUUGGCAGGACUGGACUUGGAUCUCAGGACGGACCUGUACCUGCACCAGAUGGCAGACAGCAGCUCCUUCGGCAUGGGCACUUGGCCCAAGCCUGAAGACAAGCAGAAGGCAGCGGCUGCCUUUGCCCAGCUCCAGGGCGCCAUGGGGACGCUGGGCAUCUCGGAGAGCGAGCAGCGAGCCGUUUGGCGGGUGUUGGCGGCCAUCUACCACCUGGGCGCCGCGGGGGCCUGCAAAGUAGCCUCUUUGCAGCUGCCUUCACUUCUCCUUAUGUCUAUCCUCAGUGUGACCACCGGGCUCCUUUCUAAAACAUACACCUAGUGCCACUCCCCUGCUUAGAAUCUUCCCGGGGCUCUCCCUUGCCUGCUAAAUAAUUUCUUGGCUUGGCAUUCAAGGCUCCUCACCUCCCUAACCAGCCUCUUCUGCCCUCUCUUCUGGCACAGUAAAAGGUCCUGAGGGGACAGCAGGGAUCAGGAGUAAUGUGGUUCCUGCCUUGAUGGGGCUUAUGGGGCCUUGUAUUGUGAUUGAGUCCUUGUCUAGCUCUUUCCAGGAGGGAGUGGCUUCCUUUGGGCCCAGAACAUAGAGUUCUGGAGUUGGAACUCACUUGUCGAAUGAACAUGUGUGAAUUGAGGUCUGUCCUCUGGAAUGAUGUAUUGACUCUGCCCAUUCCCCUGUGGAGCAGCAGACGCUUCUGGAAUAUGCUGGCACAUCAUUCCUGCCAUUCCCACAGUCGUGGGCCGUGUGGCCCAUUGUUUUGAGUCUCAUCCGUUCCAGCCACAUGCAUUGGCCGCUGAUUUGAUUUCGGAAAUUUCUAGAAGUUUUGCUGAGUCGGACGUGAGUAAAAUAGGUGUUCCACAGUUGGUACCAGCCAAGGACAGACAUGCCUGACUACACAAAUGUGCAAAAAACAGGUGCCACUUGCUUUUCUGAAACUCAGCCACGGGUCCUGCUCAGACCCUUGGGUGUCGGGAUGUCACCACUGUUUUGUUCACGGGAUGUAACAUCUCUCGCUCAGCUUCCUGGUCACUGGGACCACCAGGGUCAUGAACACCAGGGUGUGAGAACGCGGUCCUCUCACCAGCCUGGGGGGCGUUUCUCUUCCUGCAAAACUCUAGUCGCCAGUUAGAAACCCCCAGCUCUGCGUCUGGCUUCGUCUACACCAGGAGUCAGCAAAUUGGGGCUUGUGGGCCCCAUCCAGCCUGCUGCCUGCUUUUGUGCAGCCCGCAAACUAAGAAUAGUUUUUCCAUUUCAACUAGAUGAAAAUAUGCAUAUAUAUGAAUAAUAUUUUGGGACUUAUGAAAAUUAUCUGGCGUUCAAAUUAUAGUGUCCAUAAUUCAAGUUUGCUUGGAACACAGCCACGCUCGUUCAUUUACGCGUCUACGGCUGCGUUCCUGCUACAACGGCAGAGAGGAGUAGCUGAGACACGGAUUGUACAGCCUGCCAAGAUGAAAAUAAUUACGAUAUGGCUCCUCACAGAGAAAGUUGGCCGACCCUAUUCCACACCAUCCCCCUGGAAGGUCUCAGCCCUCGGGGGUCCCUGUGCCUCUGAAUUAACUGUUCGGUUGUGAUCUGAAGAAAUUUCUCCAUCCUCCUCGGCUCCAGCCAAACUAGAGAGAGGAUGUCAGGAAUCUGGCCCUGCCCCCAACUUGCUGUGUGACCUUGAGCAAGUCACCUGUCUCUCUGGUCUCAGUUUUCUCGGAUGCGAAAUUCUGGAAUUGGGCCAGAUUAGAGGUUCUUAAUCUGGGGUCCGUGUACCCGGCCACCCAUCCAAGUGUGGGUUUCAGGGCUUUGUUAGUUUCCUAAGGCUGUUAUAACGAAGGACCACAAACUGGGGGCUUAAACAACAGGAAUCUGUUUUCUGACAGCUCUGGAGGCUGGAAGCCAGGAUCAAGGUGUCGCAGGGUGGGUUUCUCCUGAGGCCUCUCUCCUCGGCUUGCAGACGGCCACCUUCCUGCUGUGUCUUCCCAUGAUCACCCUCCAUUUGUGUGUCGUCUGGCCUGAUUUCCUCUUCUUAUAAGAACACCAGUUACACGGGAUUGGGGUCCACGCAUAUGACCUCAUUUCACCUUAAUUACCCCUUUAAAGGCUCAGUCAACAAAUACAGUCACCGUGUGAGGGACCCGGGGCCGGUACUUCAAUGUAGGAGUUUGGGGUGGGGCAUAAUUCAGCCGUAACACACCCCAGUCCCUGAGAUGAGCCGGCACUGACUUUGUGCCCAGACCUGGCUGAGGGAGGGAUCGGAGAGGCUGUGAAGACGGAGUCCUUUCUUGUGAGUUUGCCAUUUUAUUUGGAGAGAGGAAACUUCUGAACUUGACUCCGUCAGCCGAUUUUGUAAACGGGCCGAGUUUGGGGUGCGAUCGCUCGGUGCGGGCCGGGAAAGCUGUGGAGGUUCAGAGUCGGGGUGUGGACGCCUUCCAACUGGGGGUGUGAGGAAGGAAGCAAACCCAUUUUACAGAAUGGGAAACUGAGUCUCAGGAGGUCUAGGUGCAUUAAGCCAGGGUUCAAACCCAAACUUCUCUGGGCUUCCGUGGCCUCCUCUUUCAAUGCACUGAGGAUGGGGUUGAUGGGAGGAAAAACGGGAUCAAGAAAACGCAGCUGAAUUAGGCUGGGUUUCCCCGAAGACAAAGAUUUGGGUGCAUUUAGAUUAUUUGCACCCAAAGGGACCCCAGGAGGCGCUGGUGGGGAAGUGAGGCAGGGAGGGGAGGGAGGUGACAGGAUAUGUUGAUGAGCGGGUUACCUCUGGGUGUUUGGGGCUCAGUCCCCCUGCAGACCUCAGGGAGCCUGAGGGACAUGCCUCCUGGUUGAGUUACCCAGGAGGAGAGGAAGCCGGGGUGUUUAUACACCGCCUCCUGCUUCCCCCUGCUUGACGGGGGCUCCUGGGUGGAGGGCGUUACCUCCUGCACCCUGAGCCUGCCCCGUGCGUGGGCUAAGCACGCUCCUGCAACCAGAGAAAGCAGAGAGGAACAGACAGGUACCCACAGUGACAGGCCAGGGACACGUAUGGGGUGGCACGUGUCAGGUGGCCAGGGCGACGCAGGGUGGACGGGUCACCAAGAGCAUCUAGCUCAAGGCGGUCCUCCUGGAGGAGGUGGCUCCAUGACGGUGGUGUUGAGCCCGGAAGAAGGGACUCUCCCAAGGAGACACAGCCACUUGCCUCUCUGUCACACUCCACUCAGACAGGUUGCUCCCUCCUGGGGAUCUGCAAAGCCUAGGGAGAGAGGAGCCUUGCAGAUGGCUGCGGGCUGCCUUCUGAUUUCCAUGGUCACAAGUGAACCCUCGCUGCCUUUGAUAUGACAAGACAGAGGCCAGCGAAGCCCCCUGGCCUAUUGACCUGUCCCCAGAGCAGUGUGCUUCCCGCCCCGCGUUCCUCCUCGUGGGGCACGUGGGGCGCCCCCUCUGAUGUGGGCUCAGGAACCUGACCCGUACCUGUGGCCGCCUGUGAUGCUAAAAGAGAAAGUCACAUUUAUAAAUAUUUUAUUAAUACAUGAUUAUGGCAAUAAUUUCUCCCAGCCUCCCCCACCCCACCUUAUAAAUUAUUUUAAGAGGAGCCACUGUCAGUCUGCCUGGGAGGCCUGCCCAAUGAUUUACUAACUGUAUAUAGUGGUUCGGAAGAUUUCAUAAUAGGCAGCUCUAAAAUCAGCGGUUAAGAAUUUCAGAGUCGUAUAUAAAUGUCUUUGCUUUGUGUCAUAACAGAUCAUUUUGAAAUAUAUUAAGAAUCAUUUCCAUUAAUCAGCUUUUUUUUUUUUCAUUAAAAUA